Messenger RNA from Patella vulgata (common limpet), 1149 nucleotides. RefSeq names its product alpha-L-fucosidase. The record is from RefSeq and is a predicted model, not a curated record. Bases 1 to 1149 code for a protein of 382 amino acids. Gene Ontology annotation, biological process: fucose metabolic process; glycoside catabolic process. Gene Ontology annotation, molecular function: alpha-L-fucosidase activity. The transcript is spliced from 7 exons. Lineage: Eukaryota; Metazoa; Mollusca; Gastropoda; Patellidae. Gene Ontology annotation, cellular component: lysosome.
AUGUUACUUACGCGUACGUGUGUGUAUGCCAUCUCGCUGCUCUUAGGGUGUGACUACACGUGGGCAAUUAGAUACAAUCCAACAUGGGAAUCAAUAGACAGUAGACCACUACCAUCCUGGUAUGAUGAAGCAAAGCUUGGUAUUUUUAUUCAUUGGGGAGUGUUCUCGGUGCCGUCAAUAUCAUUUCCUCCAAAUACUAUGGUGGCGUGGUUUUGGCAGUAUUGGAAAGGAGACAAAUUGAAAGUUUAUGACGAUUAUAUGAAAGCUAAUUACAGACCAGAUUUUACAUAUGCUGAUUUUGCUGAACAAUUUACUGCUGAAUUCUAUGAUCCCAAUGAAUGGUCAGAUCUGUUUACUGCCUCUGGAGCAGAAUAUAUCGUAUUUACCAGUAAGCAUUGCGAAGGUUUUACAAACUGGCCUUCUAAAUACGCCUUUAACUGGAACUCAAUGGCAGUAGGACCUAAACGAGACAUCGUCGGUGAGCUUGCCAGUGCUAUAAAAACAAAGACUUCACUCCAUUUUGGUUUGUACCAUUGUCUUUAUGAGUGGUUACAUCCUUUGUAUUUACAGGACAAGGCCAAUAAUUUUACAACUCAAAACUUUGUUAAUACAAAGACUAUGCCUGAACUUUAUGAAAUUGUAAAUGCUUACGAACCGGAAAUCGUAUGGUCUGAUGGCGAAUGGGAAGCUACAAGUAAUUACUGGAAGUCAAAAGAAUUCAUAGCUUGGUUAUAUAACGAUAGUCCUGUUAAGGCUACCGUUAUAACAAAUGAUAGAUGGGGUAGCGAUGCUAGGUGUCAACAUGGCGGUUUCUGGAAUUGUGACGACAGAUAUCAACCUGGUGUCUUACAGAAAAGAAAAUGGGAAAAUGCCAUGACCAUUGACAAAUUAGCUUGGGGUUUCAGAAGAAAUGCCGAAAUUAGAGAUUUCUUAACAACCCAUCAACUAAUAGCUACGUUUGUUGAAACAGUCAGCUUUGGUGGUAAUCUGUUAAUGAAUGUUGGUCCGACAAAAGAAGGUAGAAUUAAUCCUAUAUUUGAAGAGAGACUGAGAGACAUGGGAGCGUGGUUAAAUGUCAACAAUGAAGCAAUCAAGGGUUCUAGACCAUGGUCACAUCAAAAUGACACAUUAACACCGGAUAUAUGGUAA